UUUUCAAAAUUUUAUAGUGAUCUCCCAUGUUACGAAAUAAUAUGAAAAGAGGGACGAAGUGUGUCGUACAGACUAUUAAUCUGUCCAAUCCGAAAACAUGCAUAAGACCGAAGGUUCAGAGACCCAUUAGUGCGAAUGCGGAUUCUUCUUGCGAUCUUAAUCGUGCAAGUCCAAGUGCUAGACCAGCGGCAGUUAAAGUUUACUCGUGGAAAGACGCUCAGUGGAAGCAUCCGCCAAAGUUUUGCGAACCUUUUCCAAAGAAAUCUCCGCCGUCUACGACCAACACAAUACUUUGCAGGGCUGCGACGUUUUUUAUAAAAGGCGCUGUUGUUGCUGGUCUCAUCUGUUGGACCUGUUCGGAGGGUCUUUGGGGCAGCAAUACCGAAACGGAAGAGCUGUAUUACAGGAUGAUGAGCGUGAUUUUCCCUGAUCGGCAGGUAAAUAAGCGUCGAAUUUACAAGGAACUAAAAUACUCCGUGUUCGAAACGUACAAUGACAUGUUGAUGAAAGGCAUGGAUAUCAUGGUCAGCGUACCGCGCGAUGUGUAUCGAAGACUGCAAGAACUCUUAUUCCCGUACAGUGCAACAAAGGAAAGAGAGAGAAGGGCGAAACGCUUUGACGAGAAUUGAGCGGAAAUAUAAUUUCGUAAAUUGUGUGUGUCAAAACUUGAGAUACCGAUGUGGAUGUACAUCAUACGAUAUUUACAAAAAAUUUGUAUGAAACUUUUAGGCUGAU
Molecule: messenger RNA, 735 nt
Organism: Mycetomoellerius zeteki
Lineage: Eukaryota; Metazoa; Arthropoda; Insecta; Hymenoptera; Formicidae
Exons: 4
Coding region: 27-629 (200 amino acids)
Source: RefSeq, a predicted model, not a curated record